This is a messenger RNA of Arachis duranensis, 711 nucleotides long. RefSeq lists its product as uncharacterized. NCBI's taxonomy places the organism in Eukaryota, Viridiplantae, Streptophyta, Magnoliopsida, Fabales, Fabaceae. Bases 37 to 387 code for a protein of 116 amino acids. The transcript has 2 exons. The record is from RefSeq and is a predicted model, not a curated record.
UUCUCUUCUUUUUCUUUCUUUCUUUCAUCUUAUUACAUGGCACCAUCAUCAGCAUCAGGUUCUUCAACAGAUCAAACAAUCACAGUUGAAAAAAGUAUUUCAAGAACAAGAUUUGCAGAGCUGGGAAUUAAUUCAUGGCCCAAAUGGGCUUGUCCUCCUGGGAAGUACAAGCUGAAAUACAAUUCACAACAGACAUGCCAUUUGGUGAGAGGGAAAGUGAAGGUUUAUUCCGACGACUCGUCUUCUCCGGCGGUGGAGUUUUGUGCCGGCGACCUUGUCACCAUUCCCAGUGGACUCAGUUGCACUUGGGAUGUAAUGGCUUCGGUGGACAUGCAUUACAAAUUUGAGCCCUCUCCUGCACCUUCGUCUCCUCCUUCUCAUUCUUGAUCUCAUCAGAUGAAUAAUGCAUCGAAGAAAAGAAAUUUUUAUUUUAUCAAAUAUAUGCUGGCUAAUAUUUUUUUUUCAUCUAGGAAAAAUAAUAAUUAUAUAAUUUAGUUUAAUAUAUUGAUAUUUAAACUCGCAUGUUAUUAUUUCCCCGUUUCGUCAUAGCAUUAGAAAGAAGAGAAGGAGCAUGCAUGCAAUUGCACUAAAAGAAUAAAAUAAAUGAGGAGGUGCAGUGCAUGCAUUUUUCAUGUUUGUUUGACUGGUCAGAUUUGACCAUUACCAUCAAUCUAUCUUAUAAUACUUAAAUAAAAUUAAAGAUGCAGCAAU